AUGAGUAGAGCACUAUCUAGGACUCAGCUUCAGUCAAUUAUCAAGGUUAUCACCAAACAUUUUCCAGCCAGUUAUGCAGACAGCGCUUGGGAUAACACAGGGCUGCUAAUAGAUUGUUCUGUGGAUGAGGGAGGAUCUUCAUCUGCUAGAGUUACGUACCCUUUGGUUCUGCUGACAGUCGAUCUUACGUAUUCUGUGGCUCAGGAGGCUAUCGAAAAGGGCUGUAGUGCGAUUUUGGCUUACCAUCCAUUUAUCUUUCCCAGCUGGAAGAACCUAAGUCCCACACAUAAUCCACAACACAAAAGUGCCAUUGAGCUGAUCCAGGAAGGUAUUUCAGUGUACUGUCCCCACACUGCAGUGGAUGCUGCUAAGGGAGGUGUCAAUGACUGGCUAGCCUACGGUUUGACCGGGGAAAACCGCCAAUUGAUUCAAUCCAAUGACACUAUCGAACCGGUUAAGAGUGAUUUAGUAAAUGGUGAAGCCAAGAAUGAGGUCGGCUACGGCCGUUUGGUCAAACUGAAUAAGAGCUUGAGCUUGGAGCAAAUUGUUCAGAAUGUGAAGAAAAGCUUGGGUAUCGAGCAUGUACAAAUUGCAUCACCACUAGCACAGAUCUCAAAACAUUCCAUCAAGACCAUUGCACUUUGCGCAGGUAGCGGAUCAGGCGUUUUCAAGUCACUGAAAGAAGAUGUAGAUCUUUACUACACAGGUGAAUUGUCUCACCACGAGGUUUUGAAGUAUAAGGAAAUGGGUAAAGCUGUGAUUAUCUGUAAUCAUUCCAACACCGAACGCGGCUACUUGCGAGACGAGAUGAGUAAACUAUUGUCAAGUGACGGUAUUAAUUGCAUAGUCAGUGAGACCGAUGCUGAUCCUUUAAGAGUUGUUUAG
Torulaspora delbrueckii is the source of this 885-nucleotide messenger RNA. RefSeq lists its product as uncharacterized. The coding region runs from base 1 to 885 and encodes 294 amino acids. Gene Ontology annotation, cellular component: mitochondrion; cytoplasm. The transcript has a single exon. NCBI's taxonomy places the organism in Eukaryota, Fungi, Ascomycota, Saccharomycetes, Saccharomycetales, Saccharomycetaceae. The record is from RefSeq and is a predicted model, not a curated record.